UUGGAGAGGUGAGAGGCACAACAAUGUUUGAGCUCAGUGUUUAAAUACAAAUGAACAUACAGACAGGCGGCAUUAAAGCGACUUCCUACCGAGAGAAGCGGAGGAGACUUCCUGCAUUUUAUCCUGCUGUUGUUUAUGGUUAGACUUCAUGUUAUUGACGAGCACCGCUAUGAAGCUUAAGCAAUGUUGAGGAGGCAUUUUUCACCCAUGACAUGAGUCCGUGUUGUGGCGACUGUCUGCUUGAGCUGCAAAGUCAUCCUCUCCAAGCUUCUCUGAUAAACAUAACUGUCUACUUGUCUGCUGAUCUCCAUGGAGUCUGUUGGGAAGUUUGAGUUCAACAGGAAAGACUUGAUUGGUCACGGUGCCUUUGCUGUUGUGUUCAAAGGCAGACAUAAAGAGAAACAUGACUUAGAAGUUGCUGUAAAGUGCAUCAACAAGAAAAACCUUUCCAAAUCCCAGGCUUUGCUGGGGAAAGAAAUCAAAAUACUAAAGGAACUCAGACAUGAGAAUAUUGUCAGGCUACUUGACUAUCAGGAGGUGGGAGGAUGUAUUUAUCUCAUAAUGGAGUACUGCAAUGGAGGUGACCUGGCUGAGUAUCUUCAAACCAAAGGAACCCUCAGUGAGGAUACCAUCCGGGUGUUCCUGCAGCAGAUUGCUAAAGCCAUGAAAGUCCUGCAGAGUAAAGGCAUCCUCCAUAGGGACCUCAAGCCCCAAAAUAUUUUACUCAGCCACCCAGAAGGGCGCAAGUCCAGUUCCAUAAAUACCAGCUUUAAGAUCGCUGAUUUUGGAUUUGCACGGCACCUCCAGAUAAACACCAUGGCUGCCACUCUGUGUGGCUCGCCCAUGUACAUGGCUCCUGAAGUCAUCAUGUCCCAAAACUAUGAUGCCAAGGCCGAUCUGUGGAGCAUAGGCACUAUUGUAUACCAAUGUCUGACUGGAAAAGCCCCCUUUCACGCCAGCUCACCACAGGAGCUCCGCCUCUUCUAUGAAAGCAACGAAACUGUGUUACCCAGGAUCCCUAAAGAAACUUCAGCAAACCUGAGAAACUUGCUUUUGGGGCUUCUACAGAGGAAUCACAAAACGCGUAUGAGUUUUGAGGAGUUCUUCCACCAUCCUUUCCUGGAGUCGAGUUCGCAGAGUAAAAAAUGUUCACCCUCCCCUGUGAUCUCCUACACCAAUUCUGGCUCAGGCAGCUCUUGCAGCAGCUCCUCCACAUCUCAGCUCGCCUCGCCUCAACAUUCCGAUGGAGAACUUCACCAGCUUGAGGCCAAAGAGCCGAGCUUGCCGACACACCAAACCACUGGGUUGCAGUGCAAAGCCAAAGCCACUCGAGGCAGGAGAAGCCCACCGCCGUGUGUUGAAGAUUACGUCAUGGUGCCAGCUGAGCUUUCCAGUAUGACAGCGGAUUACAUAAGUGAGUUGGAAGAUGGGUCACCCACUGAAAUAUGCUUGAAAAACAAUGGGAGGUCUCAGCUGACCAGGCGAGGUUCUGCAUCCUUGAGAAGGACAACAUUACCUCCUUCCCUGCUGCAUUCUCCCUCUAAGCCUGUUAGCAGUCCCGUUACCUUAAAUGGCUGCAGCCCAUCGGUCCCCAUUCCAGUCCCAACCCAGAUUCACAACUACCAUCGUAUGGCGCAGAACCUGCACCCAGUCAGUGUGGCGCCCCUGCAGUGUGGACGCCGUAGAGCUUCGUGUCCAGGUGUUGUUUCAAACGUCCCAAAGCUGGCAAAAGGAGGAGCGCAACCACAACAGUCCUCCCCACCAGUUGGAAUGACCCCUAAGGCCUCUGAGCAGACUCUCCCCGUCAGCACAAGAACUGGACAGCUGACUGCUUCCCCUGAUGGACAGGUCACCGCAAGCCACAAGGAAAAUGUUCAACCCAGGAAGCCAAACCGAACCAGGACAAUGUCAAACCUGCAAGUCCUUGAUCAAUCUCCUGCUUUCAACAAUAACAUCAGCAGGAAGUCGGCCAAUAAAAAGGGUCCCUUUAAGAGAUCCCUCAGCACCGGCAGGCUCUCUGACAUGCUCCUGAAAGCCGCCUUCGGAGCCAAUCUGUUUGAAGAAGAACGUGAUCGGGACUCCAGCUGGGAGAACAGCACUGACACGACAGCUCCACCUACUGGAUGUUAUAAAGUUUUUCAGAUCUCAGACAGCCCACCUCCUAUGAUGUUUGCUAUGGGUUCUCCAUCACUGGGUGACAGCCCCCCUGAUGCUGGGGUUUCCAAAAUGCUCUCAUGCUCUCCCACCUACUUGAACUCUGGUUGGAUGCUGAACGCUUAUCCUCUCCAGAGGGGAAGUCGCCGAAACAGUGAAACAGAAGCCAUGGACGCCAUCCCUCAAAGUGCUCUGAUCUUCCAGCCUCCGGAGCUCCCUGAAGACACUCUGAUGGAGCAGGCUCAUACUGAUGCUCUGAGUGAUCUACGGUUCACUUUAGCCUUUGUCACCUGUGUUAUGGAGUUGGCUUCCUCAAAAGGCCCAGUACUGGAUGACUUCUGCAGUCCUGAUGUUUCCUUUUUGGAGCAAAGUGUUGUUGCCGAUCAGAUCAGCCUUCUGAGUAAAGAGUGGAGCUAUGCAGAGCAGUUAGUGCUGUACAUGAAGGCUGAGGAGUUUCUAUCUUCUGCGCUGCAUACUGCAAAGGAAAGCAUUAAACAAGGCCACCUCCAGACCUCUUCGUCUGUCAAACAAGUGAUCAGGAAGCUCAACAACUUGUACAAGUGCUGCGUGACCUACUGCCGCUCCCUGAACGACCGGCUCCAGACCUUCUUGCUUGACAAACAGAAACUCAUGGAUCGCUUCAACAGCCUCACCGCAGAGAAGCUCAUCUAUGGACACACUGUGCAUAUGAUACAAUCUGCUGCUUUGGACGAGAUGUUCCACUAUGGCGCAGCAUCAGUGCAGCGCUAUAACAAAGCCCUUCUGCUGAUGGAGGGUCUGUCCCGAAUCAUUACGGAGCAAAAAGACAUCGAUAGCAUUGAAAAAUGUAAGAAGUGCAUUGAGCGACGCCUUUCCACUUUGCAGACAUAGUGGUAUUCAUUCUCCCUGAACAGUUCAUACAACACACAAGCACUUUGAUCAAAUGUAGGAGAAAUGACCACAAGACCACAUGUUAUCCUACUAUCCAGACUGUACCUGUAGCAUCACACCAAAAAAGGCAUGAAAGUAUUUUUUUCUGUGUUCAAUUCUUAUGUUUUGUGUGAUUUAGUGUGCUGCUUUUGCACAUAAUUGUAAAAGGAAUGUGUUCUUCAGAGUGGGCUGAGGUUGUUUUUUUUUCAAAGAGGUUGGGUUGAGGGUGUAAACUGUUUAGAAUAUCUUCAUGAAUGUCAGCUUGCAAGCAGAAAUUAAUAUCUUGGAUGAAAUGACCAAAUAUAGCAUGUAAAAUAAUUUACCUGUAUUACUUUCUAUAGACAAAUGAAUGUAAUUGAAACAAAAAUAGUAUUUUAACCUAAUAGAAUAAGUGCUUUAUGACUGGUAAUAAAGACUAAAUCUUGCAAUAUAUAGUAAAAUGCACUACAUGUCCUUUUGAAGUUGAGAUUUUGUUUGAAAAAACAAAUCUGUUUUUCUCAGGUAGCGAUGCAGUCAUUUAGAUUUUUGCAUGUAAAAAUCACUCAUAUUUCUGUGCAAAUUAUUUUAUAUUUGUGUUAAUGUUGACAUUUUUGUGGUUUGUUUGGAUGAAUACAAGUUUUAUUUGUUUUUUUGAAGAGUUUACUGUCUUCUAAGACAAGGUUUUAGAAAAUGAUAUACUAACUAUUUUGUGAAAAUGGUUUAAGAGAUGCUUGCUGGAGUUUACUCAGUUACCUUUUUGUAUUUUUUAAGAAUGUUUGUGAAAUUUUUGAAAAAUGAAUUGUGACACUGUUAGGGAGUUUGAACAAUGUAAUUUAUUAUCAAAGAUAAUA
Messenger RNA from Cyprinodon variegatus (sheepshead minnow), 3893 nucleotides. It is a transcript of the gene ulk1a, whose product is annotated as unc-51 like autophagy activating kinase 1. Gene Ontology annotation, molecular function: ATP binding; protein serine/threonine kinase activity. Bases 310 to 3024 code for a protein of 904 amino acids. Lineage: Eukaryota; Metazoa; Chordata; Actinopteri; Cyprinodontiformes; Cyprinodontidae. The transcript has 26 exons. The record is from RefSeq and is a predicted model, not a curated record. Gene Ontology annotation, biological process: axon extension; autophagy; autophagosome organization. Gene Ontology annotation, cellular component: cytoplasm; autophagosome.